AUGUCAUGGGACGAGCAUAAAGUAACAAGUAUCGACCUGAUUACAAACGAUCCGGUUAUCAACGAAGAGUCCAUCAAGAAGGAGUUUCUUAGGUUUGUGGAAACGUUCAAAACUCACAAACGAGAGUACUCGCAUGUGCUGGCAUCCAACAUCAGUCAAGAUGACUUUUCACUGAGUGUGAAGCUAGAGCAUAUCUAUCAAUACUCUGAUGUGCUGUCUCAGGAGUUAUACAGAAGGCCAGAGAAGGUUAUUGAGUGGUUUGAGGAAGCAAUUGCUGGAAAGUAUGUGGCAAGCAGGACGAAGGGAUUCCAGCUUCGUCUUGUAUCUGGCGCUAGAUGCACGCCCAUCCGUGAGAUAAAUGCAUCCAAGACAAACCGAAUAGUGAAGAUUCAAGGGAUUGUUGUUUCUGCAUCUUCGGUUAUCACAAAGCCAAAAACCGUGUAUAUUGUGUGCAAGAACUGCCUUACGAGCAAAGAGGUGAGUGAUAUGAUACCCAGGAGUUGCGAAAAGGCUGAAUGCCCAAUUGAUUCGUUUAUGGUUAUUCCAGAAAAAAGCCAAGUAUUCGACAUGCAAUAUGUGAAGAUCCAGGAAUUCUUUGAAGAUAUUCCAAUGGGAGAGACUCCGAGACACUUCAGCCUGGUGUUGGAGAAGGGGAUGGUAAAUAGUCUUGUUCCAGGAGCAAAGGUUGUGGUCACUGGUAUAUAUUGCAUGAGAAUGGUUAAAGAAAGCUCUUUUCCUGUUAUUAAGGUAGUGGGGCUUGAGCACGAAGGCCAAAAAAGCCCAAGGAUGUUUAGUGAGGAGGAGGAAGAGAUGUUUCGAAAUCUGAGCAAGGAGAAUGUAUAUGAGAAGAUAUCAAGGUCGAUUGCACCAUCGGUAUAUGGACAUGAUGAUGUGAAAAUGGCGCUUGCAUGCAUGCUUUUCGGAGGGACAAGGCGGGUUCUUGAAGACAAGGUUGCAUUAAGAGGCGACAUAAACAUAUUACUAUUAGGAGAUCCUGGGAUGGCAAAAUCCCAGCUCCUGAAGUUUAUGGAGCUUGUUGCACCAAUAAGCGUAUACACAAGUGGAAAGGGAAGCUCAGCCGCAGGACUUACGGCAAGUGUGAUAAGAGAUAGCAGUGGAGAAUUUUAUCUUGAAGGAGGAGCAUUGGUUCUUGCAGACAAUGGAAUAUGCUGUAUCGAUGAGUUUGAUAAGAUGAAUGAGCAAGACAGAGUAGCAAUACAUGAGGCCAUGGAGCAGCAAACGAUAUCAAUUGCAAAAGCAGGCAUAACAACGAUGCUGAAUACCAGGACCAGUGUUUUGGCAGCAGCGAAUCCAGUGUUUGGUAGAUAUGAUGAUUAUAAGACGCCUGAAGAAAACAUAGAAUUUGGAGCAACCAUACUGUCAAGGUUCGACUGUAUUUUUAUUCUAAAGGAUAAGUACGGACCGAAUGACAUUACAGUUGCAAAGCACGUUCUUUCAGUACACCAGGAUAAGGGGAAGGAAAAUGCAUCUGAGCUUGAGGAUCUUGGAGGUUUUGAAGAAAGCAGGCAGGAUGAGGUAAAACAAAAAGAAAAGUCAGAAACACUGCCUGUGAAUAUAAUAAGGAGAUAUGUUCAAUACGCAAAAAGCAGGAUAUUUCCAGUACUUUGUGAAGAGGCAUCUAUGAGAUUAUCAAGGUACUAUGUAAAUGCACGAAAAGAAGCAAAGCAGCUCGAAGAUAAUGUAUUGAAGAGGAAUUCGAUUCCAAUAACGGUAAGGCAGUUGGAGGCAAUCAUUAGAAUAAGCGAAUCUCUAGCAAAGAUGGAACUAAGUACAAGGGUCACUGAGAAGCAUGUGGACGAGGCAAUCCGUCUAUUCCGUGCAAGCACCAUGGAUGCGGUUUCUCAAGGCCAUAUGCUGGAAGGAAUGAUGCGACCAGAUGUGAUUGAUACGAUCGAGGACAUAUGUAACAAGAUAAGCCAAUUUAUACCUAUAGGAGGAUCCAUAAGAUACAGUGAUCUGAUUAGAAAGUUGAAUGGGAAGGAAGAAUGGAUGUGCAAGAAGGCAAUUGAAUAUAUGUGUAAGCAAGAAAAGCUCGUUCUUAGAGACAUGGGAAAGAUAUUGAUAAGACAGCCUUGA
Messenger RNA from Ordospora colligata OC4, 2097 nucleotides. RefSeq names its product minichromosome maintenance protein. NCBI's taxonomy places the organism in Eukaryota, Fungi, Microsporidia, Ordosporidae. The transcript has a single exon. The record is from RefSeq and is a predicted model, not a curated record. Gene Ontology annotation, molecular function: 3'-5' DNA helicase activity; single-stranded DNA helicase activity; DNA replication origin binding. Gene Ontology annotation, biological process: double-strand break repair via break-induced replication; DNA replication initiation; DNA replication. Bases 1 to 2097 code for a protein of 698 amino acids. Gene Ontology annotation, cellular component: MCM complex; nucleus.